AUGUGGGUGCUCUUCACGCUGAUCAGCUUCCUCGUCGCUCAGCAAGAUUUUUUCCGCGUGGUGCAGAAAGUAGAGGCUAUGAGGAAAGAACAACUCAAAAUCGACGACUCAGAAAUAAUCUCUAUCCUUGAUGCAUCGUACAGAUCGGCGAAAACUAUUACACUGUGCAUGACCUUCCUGGGGGGUACUUCACCUGGCGUCUGGGCCAUCAUUCCCACCAUCAUGCGGAAGUUCGGCAUAUUUCCACCAGAUAGGGAACUACCGGCGACUGCCUGGUACACCAGCAGAGACACUGACAGUCCCAACUACGAGAUACUCAGCACAUUGCAGUACUUCAGCAUGCAGUACGGCUUCUUCACUGGGGUGGCCUCGGACCUGCUGUUUGUUUCCAUUGUAAUUCACGCAGCUGGACUACUGGAGGUUCUGAACGCUAGAUUGAGACGUGUUGGGGAAAUGUCUCGAAAGCGCAGCGUUAACACUCGCAAACCAGAUAAGCCACCAGAAAAGCUUUCAGAUGGCGUUUCCUCUGCUGAAAUAAUGUGGAAAGACCUUUGCAUAUGCAUCAAGUACCAUCAAGACAUCAUAGAAUUAAUUAAAGAAACUGAAAGACUGUUGAGCAAACUUGUCCUUCUACAGUUCAUGGGAGCAACUGUUAUUAUUUGCGUCACAUUGUACCAAAGUUCUAAGAACUCUCGACUUGCAAAGUCCGCCUAUUCCUGUGUCUGGCCGGGGGCACCACUAAAACUGCAGCGCGCCCUGGUGUUCAUCAUCUGCAGGACUCAGAGGCCACUCGGACUGACCGCCGGCAAAUUCUACUACGUCUCACGAGAAACGUUUGUGCGGCUGAUGAGUGCUUCGUACUCCUACUAUGCUCUCCUCAACCAGGUGAACGACAAAUGA
Messenger RNA from Schistocerca cancellata (South American locust), 900 nucleotides. Its product is annotated as odorant receptor Or2-like. Gene Ontology annotation, biological process: detection of chemical stimulus involved in sensory perception of smell; sensory perception of smell. The record is from RefSeq and is a predicted model, not a curated record. The transcript has 5 exons. The coding region runs from base 1 to 900 and encodes 299 amino acids. Lineage: Eukaryota; Metazoa; Arthropoda; Insecta; Orthoptera; Acrididae. Gene Ontology annotation, molecular function: olfactory receptor activity; odorant binding. Gene Ontology annotation, cellular component: plasma membrane.